AUGUGGAGGUACUUCCUAACUGUUAUCCUACUUGCUGCGAGCUCCUAUGGACAGAGCACCCCCAAGUCAGGGGAUGAGCUGGUGGCAACCGUUUUGGACAACUGCGUUGAGAUGGAUUGCGUGAAACAGAACGUGUUGGGAUACUUGGAUAACGUACUUCACAUCCAGAGUGAUGUUAGGAAUACAAAGAAUAUGGAUGCAGCCAUUUUGAAACGAGUUGCCAGAGUAUUUAAAACGAAUGAAUUUAGGUUCAAAGUACCUGAAGCACUGAUGGAAGGAACCCAAAUCGUUUACAAUCCUAAAUCAGGAUUGGAUAUCGAUAUGAAAGAAACUGAAAACGAAUCUCGUGGUCUUGGUUUGAAGAAGAAACUCCUCUUGCCCAUUUUGCUCCUGUUUAAAUUGAAGAUGAAAUUGUUGCAGCCCAUAUUCAAUGUCCUACUUUACCUUAAAGCAACCAAAGCUCUAAUUAUGAGCAAGUUGGCUAUUUUGAUAGUUAUUGGAUUCGUUGCCUACCAAUUGUUAGGAAAAUCAGGUAUGCCCAUGGCCAUGUCUAUGGCACCAGCUGAACCUCCCUCUCCUCUCUACGGGCCACCUUCUUCUCCACCACCACCGAUGAGCUCUUACGACCCCUCUUGGGAACCCAACAAUGGUGGCCCGUACCAGAGGAUGUACACUGUCUCCAGUGAUCCCCAAAGCCUUGCUUAUUCUGCAUACUUUCCAGGAUCUUCUGGAAGUUCAACGAAUCGUCCUUAAAGAUUUCGG
Molecule: messenger RNA, 762 nt
Organism: Psylliodes chrysocephalus
Lineage: Eukaryota; Metazoa; Arthropoda; Insecta; Coleoptera; Chrysomelidae
Source: the annotation of a GenBank genome assembly